Messenger RNA from Paralichthys olivaceus (Japanese flounder), 1755 nucleotides. It is a transcript of the gene gsdf, whose product is annotated as gonadal somatic cell derived factor. Gene Ontology annotation, molecular function: cytokine activity; growth factor activity. The record is from RefSeq and is a predicted model, not a curated record. NCBI's taxonomy places the organism in Eukaryota, Metazoa, Chordata, Actinopteri, Pleuronectiformes, Paralichthyidae. Gene Ontology annotation, cellular component: extracellular region.
CCCUGACGAACAAUACGUUGUGCAGCAUCCUCAUCUCCUCACUCCUAUCUCCAGCCUCUGACCAGACGGACAGAACCAACAGCAGGCAGCCUCCUUUGUCUGACUCGAAAAGCCAUUGCACCCAGCUCGUCCACCAUGUCGUUUGCGUUCACCGUCUCGGUAAUGCUUCUGGGCUCUUCGGUCGUGAUUGCAUUUGUCUUGCAGCCAUCCAAUGAAGAACCUGCAACCUCUGCCAUCUCUGCAAUCAGGUGCCAUGGUGAGUCAUUGCAGUCCAUCAGGAAGAGUCUCCUAAGAGCUCUCAACCUCGAGGCCGAGCCUCGGCUUCCUGCUGGUGGGCUGCAUGCUGUCAGAGAGCAAUGGAAGAGCACCAUUUCUCACAGAGCCAAUGUUGCUGCAGCUGCAGCAGCCCCUUACUCACCAGUUGGAGAAAACAGUCUGAGGUGCUGCUCCGUGGCCUCUGAGAUCUCCAUGAAAGAUCUGGGCUGGGACAACUGGGUGAUCCAUCCCUCCAGCCUCACCAUCGUUCAGUGUGCACUCUGCAACCCUGAGAUGAACACUGUGCAAUGUCCAUCAUCCCAAACCAAUGUCCAGGAGGCCUCAGAGGUCCAGACGCCAUGUUGUCAGCCCAGCUCCCAGGAAAUGGUGCCCGUCGUCUACGUGGAUGAGUCCAGCACAGUCAUCAUUUCCUCCGUGCAGCUGACCCGCAGCUGCGGCUGUGGACCCGGAGAUGUCAAGCAGGCCAACAGAGAGUAAAAUUGGUUUCCUGUAUCAUCUGUGAGCCACUUGGCACGUAAACAAAAUAUGCAGAGAUUUAGAAGUAGAUAAUACCUCUACGUGCAGGCCUGUCUUCUCUAACAAACACUUAUGUUGCUCUUUCAACAAUGAGCGUGGGAACCUAGGUUUUGCAUUCCUGUUUCUCUGCUGUUGCCAGAAAAGAAGGAUACAAGGGGUAGCACAGAUUUGUUGAGUCAUUUGACCACAAUAUGUAUCACAAUUAUAUGCUCUUUUAAUGGCAGUGGUGAGAGAAUGGAACUAUUGAGCUUGAUCACUGUUUUCAAAUUACAAUCUAUGUUUAUGUGAUACUGUUUUUAAACUAGUUACCAGUUAGACUUUGCAUGUCAAUAAAAAAGAGCAUUUCUGUCGAUGAAUCCAAGUAUUUCUCUUGCAACAAGUUAGAAACAGUGGUGUGAAAUGCAGCUGACACCAGUUUAUCUUUUUAUACAGGUCAUGAGUCCACAGAGCUAUUUAUAGUUGCUAACUGUCACCAAGUGUUCCCUUCAAAAAUCUGAGAUGGUCCGGAGCCAAAUCCUCUCUCUGAUCUGUUUUCCUCUCAUGGAAAACAAUUCCAUUUAAUCCUGACAGGCCGAAAAGAGUUAAAAGUGCUAAAUAAAAUACAGGCUCGUAAUUUUGAGGCUUAGUCAUUUUGCAAAGAGAUUAACAAGAGAAGAUUGUCUCCUAAAAGUCUGGGUGAAUGAUUUACAGCUGUUUUGUACUUUUCCACAAACUUCCAUUUGCCUUGUUCUAUCUUCCUGUUUCUGCAGAAAAGAUAAAGAGGACAAUGCUGCCCCCUCCAAGAAAUACUGUGACAAUUAACACAUUAUUAUCGUACUUUUUUUUUUUACAACAAAACAAAGUUGUUUUGUAUCAUGUUGUGAGCAAAGAAAAAUCUGAAUUUAAUAAUGAUAAUUACAACAAAGUGUAAAAAAUGCAUUUCAAUUUUUCACAUUGUAUUGCUUUACUAUGAUCUGUAAUUUG